Phoenix dactylifera (date palm) is the source of this 2893-nucleotide messenger RNA. Its product is annotated as pentatricopeptide repeat-containing protein At2g13600-like. The record is from RefSeq and is a predicted model, not a curated record. Gene Ontology annotation, molecular function: RNA binding; protein binding. Gene Ontology annotation, biological process: RNA modification. Lineage: Eukaryota; Viridiplantae; Streptophyta; Magnoliopsida; Arecales; Arecaceae.
GAACGAUACAACCCGAACCGUGGCAGAAGGCGGCCAUGCGACCAAAGAAAUCUCGCCCUCGCAUAAAUCACACUGUUCCUAAAUGAUGGUAUAGCAUUUGAAUCUGUGCCCCUAUCCAUCUAUGCCGCCCAUAACUUGAAUCCACAGGUGAUCUAAAUAGUUUCUUACGGGGGGAGCAGGGCUUUUGGCCUUCCAUCCGUCGGACGUCGUCAACGGCCAGCGCAAACUUCUAUUCUCGCUGGCCAGCUCUCUUCUAGCCGUGAAAUGGCCAAUCUCUCACCAUACCGCAGCCAAUUCCUCCUCAAAUCAUGCCCAAAUCUCCGAAUCGGCCAAUCUGUCCACGCCGAUGUCGCAAAACGUGGCUUCGACUCCAAUCCCUUCGUGAGGGCCGAAGUGGUCUCUCUGUACUCGGGUCACGGCUCUCAGCGCGACGUCCGGCAGCUGCUCGACGAAAUGACCGAACCGAAUGCUGUCAUAUGGAACGUGGCUAUCUCGCGGUUCUUCCACGCAGGCGACUGCAAUGGAGCUCGAGAGAUCUUCGACUGGAUUCCGUCGCCCAAUGGCGUCACCUGGUCUGCCAUGAUUGCAGGGUAUGCGCAGAAUGGCCGUCCUCGUGAUUCCUUGCUCUCAUUUCGGAGAAUGAGAAGAGAGGAGUCAUGUGCUGUGGUGAAUCCUAACAUUAUUGCUGGUGUUCUCUCGGCCUGUGCGCAGCUGAAAGAUCUUGGUUUUGGAGAGCAAGUGCAUGGUUGCGCAGUGAAGAUCGGCACGUAUACGGAAUCCGAUGCAUUUGUGGGAGCCGCUCUUGUCAACAUGUAUGGUAGAUGUGGCAGCAUGGGCCUUUCUAGGCUGGCGUUUGACUCCGUGGUCUCGAAGAGUGUGGUGGCUUGGUCUUCACUCGUUGCAAAUUACGUGCGGAUUAAUAAUUUUCCCGUCGCAAUGGAGGUCUUUAAGGAGAUGAUUCGGAGCGGUGCCGUACCAAAUAAUGUGACUCUGACCACCAUGAUCUCCGCAUGCUCAGGUAUCUCUUGUUUGUUCUACGGAAGGGAAUUGCAUGCAGCUGUGGUUCGAAGAAGAGCAGAGAAGCCCGACAUAUUUGUAUCAACUGCAUUGAUCGACAUGUAUUGUAAGUGUGGUUCCAUGUCGUAUGCUUGUCGGGUUUUUCAAAUCGAUGGAAGUCUUUUAGGUUGUUGUCCGACCCCAAUGUGGAAUGCAAUGAUCUCAGGAUGUGUAACAAACAAUCAUCUUGAUGAUGCUUUCUGUUUGGUCCGAUCCUUGGGCAGGUCAUUGAGAAGUGGAGCAUGGUUGAACUCUGUAACCAUGGCAGCCAUCCUUCCUGCUUGUGGUAAAUCUCUGUCACUGCUUUAUGGCAAGGAACUUCAUUGUUAUACUCUAAAGUAUGGGUUGGACAAAGAGGUUGUUGUAGGGAAUGGGCUUUUAGAUAUGUAUUGCAAGUGUGGCAAGGUCAGCUCUGCAAAAAAUCAAUUUGAUAUGAUGAUCGAAAAGAAUACGAUCUCAUGGACCACACUGAUCGAUGGCUAUGGAGCACAAGGUGAUGGGCAUGGUGCGAUUGAAGUUUUUGAAAUCAUGGUCAGAGAGGAAAAAGUGGAGCCAGACCAUGUCACUUUUGUGGCUCUCAUCUCUGCAUGCAGUCAUUCUGGUCUCGUGGAGGAAGGUCUUAGAUACUUUGAACUGAUGACUCGAGAGUAUGGGAUCACGCCCACUGGAGAAAAUUAUGGAUGUUUAGUUGAUCUCCUUGCUCGAGCUGGGCACAUCAACGAGGCUAUGAAUGUCAUCAGAACAAUGCCCAUAGAGCCGAGUUCUAAUGUUUGGGGAGCCUUGCUUGGAGCUUGCAGGAUUCACGGGAAUGUUGAUGGAGCAGAGUUGGCAAUGCAACAUCUGCUCGAGCUUGAACCAGAGCGAAGUGGCUUCCAGAAGUUGUUGUCAAAUAUAUAUGCUCAGGUGGGAAGAUUGGAUAGUGCUCAGAAUGUGUGCAAGGAGACGAUUGCAUUGGGUGUGGCUACGAGGCUUGGUUGUAGUUGGUUGGAUAAACCCUCCCGUUUCAACGAAAAAAAAAAGAGACAUGGCAAACAAAUCCAUUGCUCGACAGCGUAGAUACACAAAUUUCAUAGUCUUGAGAUCGUAACGAUCUUUCAGCAUUGAGAUGCUUUAGGAAGAGCUACGAAAGGUUCGAUCUCAGAUCAAUAUGCUGCUUGUAGUCUCAUUUUCUGCUGCGGCUAUUAUAUUCCUUCAGAUAACAUGCAGCUGUUGAAUCUCAGAACUUGGUUGCAAAGUGGAAAAUACAAAUGUAAGAAAUACUAGGACUGAGAAGUACGUAUUGACUUCAAAAGUCCUGCAAAAUAUUGUUGGAAAGGCAAGGGAGAAAAUCUAUGCUACCACACAAAAGAGCUGAAUCUAAAGCUUAACAACCAUCGUUGGAUAAUUGGCACAUUCCUUUCGAUCUGAAAAUUUGCCACUAGAGGAUGUUUUUUUGCAGAAAUCUCCAGUUGGUUGGUGAUGGAGUUUUGCCAUGUCGAGUCACAGGAACAAUAAAUCUCAGACAGGUGCUUCGGCUGACGUUGCCCAAUGCGCUUUAUUAACUGAAAGCUGAAGGCUCAUGUAAUGGGUCUAUCACAACAAGCGAACAGAGUGUAUAUCUGGUCUUCAUUUUAUUUUCAUAUGGAGUCUGGGCCAAACAAAAGAUACGGAUUGUAACCAUGGCCUCAAAUUAACUACAAAUUGCACGUUAAAAGCAUUUAGCGAUCUGGAAACAAUAAGAAGUUGGAGAAAAUGGAAGCCAAGAUGCCUAUUUGUAGCUUUCUAAAGUUACUUUUACAUCUUCCUAUGUACUUACAGGGAACAACAAUAGAGGACAGGAUAAUGUAUGGUUUCAUAA